GCCAGCUCCGCUCCCUGCGGGUGCUGCCCCAGGCCCUGCCACCCCAUGUCAGGGCAGGAUGGAGGAUUUGGAUGCUUUGCUGGUAGAACUGGAGCAGAGCUCCCUCCAGGCCUCCAAGGACCCUGCAUGGCAGGGACCGAGCUCCUGCCAGGAUCCACCUGCCCCCCAUGGCUCUGAGCCUGCUGCCUCGGCAGCCCCAAAGGUGCAGCUGCUGCCUCAGGCUCAGUCUCUGGGAGAGGAUUUGGAGAGAGUGUACAGCAGCCCCACCUCGGUCCCACAGCCCCCACCCACGGCGGCCGCCCAGCAGCUGGACGAGCUCCUGGCUGACCUGGGCCACAUGCAGAGCAAGCUGUCGGGGCAGGGAGCCGGUGUGGCCGCGGAGCCCUCCCUGGACAACAUGCUGGGCAGCCUCACCCGGGACCUGCAGGAGCUGGGCAUCACAGCCACCCCCGCGGGGGUCUGUGCCGGCUGCUGCAAGCCCAUCGCCGGCAAGGUGCUCACAGCCCUGGGCAAAACCUGGCACCCUGAGCACUUCACCUGUGCCCGCUGCGGGCAGGGGCUGGACAGCCAGCCCUUCUUCGAGCAGGGCGGGCGGGCGUUCUGCGAGGAGGACUAUCACCAGGCCUUCUCCCCCCGCUGUGCCUACUGCGCCGGCUCCAUCCGUGAGAAAGUCCUCACAGCCUUGGACCAGACGUGGCAUCCCGAGCAUUUCUUCUGUGCCCACUGCGGGAAGGUCUUUGGGGACGAGGGGUUCCUGGAGUGGAAUGGGAAGCCUUACUGCCACCAGGACUUCCUGGCCAUGUUCACCCCCAAGUGCCAGGGCUGCGAGCGCCCGGUCAUGGACAAAUACCUGUCAGCUCUGCAGGCCGUGUGGCACCCCGAGUGCUUUGUGUGCACGGAAUGCCUGAGCGGCUUCGCCGGCGGCUCCUUCUUCGAGCUGGAGGGCCGGCCCUACUGCGAGCUGCACUUCCACCAGCGGCAGGGCACCAUCUGCCACGGCUGCGGCCGCCCCGUCACCGGGCGCUGCAUCACGGCCGCGGGGCGCAAGUACCACCCCGAGCACUUCGUCUGCACCUACUGCCUGGGCCGGCUGCAGAAGGGCACCUUCCGCGAGUGUGGAGACAAGAUGUACUGCCAGGCCUGCCACGACAAGCUCUUCCUCUGACCCCCCAGCCUGGGUGUCCCCAGCAUGGUCCCCAACCAUCAGUAUCCCUGGCGUUGUCCCUGCUGAGCCCAACGUGCCUCAUAUUGUCCUGCCCAGCCAACUGUCCCCAGCCUGGCUGGCGUCAGGUAUCCUCAGGCAGCAUUCCUUGCCCGCAUCCCCACAAGACAUUCCUGGCACUGCCCCUGCCAAGCCACGCAUCCUGGGCAUUGCCCCCUGCACCUGCAGCAAUAAAAC
This is a messenger RNA of Myiozetetes cayanensis, 1399 nucleotides long. It is a transcript of the gene LPXN, whose product is annotated as leupaxin. The record is from RefSeq and is a predicted model, not a curated record. Gene Ontology annotation, biological process: actin cytoskeleton organization; muscle structure development. The transcript is spliced from 9 exons. Bases 59 to 1165 code for a protein of 368 amino acids. NCBI's taxonomy places the organism in Eukaryota, Metazoa, Chordata, Aves, Passeriformes, Tyrannidae. Gene Ontology annotation, cellular component: stress fiber; Z disc; adherens junction. Gene Ontology annotation, molecular function: actin binding; muscle alpha-actinin binding.